AUGAAGGAGGCUGAGCAUCUGAGCCAAAACAAUCCCGUGAGGCAUUUCACCGCCUUCGAGCUCGACAAGGAUGAAAAUGUUGUUGCAACAAAGCACUACUAUAAGUCUGGACAAGACAAAUUCAUUUUGAAGGACAUCCCCAAGACCAUUUUCUCAAACUUUAAUGAGGACAUACGCCCGCGGCUUCGUGAAAGCCCAUUUCUACGGUUACCACAUGACACAAUACCGGAUCAGCGGAUAUUCGUGUACAAGUACAUGGAUGAUGACUUCCUGAGCCUUGUUCAAAAGCAAAUAUCCAUGCAAGCCAGGAAGCAGAUUUUAAAAGCCAGUUUGCAAGGGAUUGCCGAGCUUCACAGCCAUGAUAAUGUCCAUUUAGAUAUCAAACCCGACAAUAUCAUGAUCAAUUACCGUGAUACUGGUAAAGAGACAAUUGUGGAGCAGGUUCAGGUCAUCGAUCUCGAAAACGCAGCUUAUCUCCCUAAAGGGAGGUGCAUCAAAGGGAUGUUAGCCGGCAAUGAUAGCUGGCGUAGCCCAGAGGGCCACUUUAAAGGCGAGUUUAGCAAGCCUUCUGACAUCAUCUCCUUCGCAGCCGUGUGCAUCUAUGCUAUGCUCGGACAAGUCAUCCUUGGAGCCGAUGAGGAUUUGCAGAAACAUGAAUCGCAGGGCGCAUUCCCUCAUGUCAUUCUCCUGCAACGUCAGGUUUCUUUUUUUGGGGACCGAGAAGGAUUGAACGGGCUCAUGAAACACGUUGGUGACGAGGAGGUCAACCGCCAGGUCCUUGGAUUUCUCUGGGAUGAUCGGGUGGCAGACUAUCAUUCCUACAAGCCAUUUUCAGAUUGGCCGAAUGUCAAUGACGACAAGUUCAAGGAUGUUAUCCAUCGGAUGACAAAACUUGGAUCCUCAAAAACCGGCAACAGCGCGCGAAAUGUUGGAGCACCCCUGGUUUGCUGGUGGUGA
This is a messenger RNA of Paracoccidioides brasiliensis Pb18, 957 nucleotides long. Its product is annotated as serine/threonine protein kinase. Bases 1 to 957 code for a protein of 318 amino acids. Gene Ontology annotation, molecular function: protein serine/threonine kinase activity; ATP binding. Gene Ontology annotation, biological process: protein phosphorylation; mitotic DNA damage checkpoint signaling. The record is from RefSeq and is a predicted model, not a curated record. Gene Ontology annotation, cellular component: nucleus; cytoplasm. The transcript is spliced from 5 exons.